AUGGCACAGGCGACGACCGAGGCAAUCCAGCCUUUCAGCAUUCCACAAGAGGUGCUUUCAACAGUUUCAGACGACGGCCGCUCUUCCUCAAGCAAAGCCAUCCACCUCGUCUCCCGGCUUAGGAACCUCCCUCGAGAACUGUUUCUGUUGAUCUUCAAUGCUCUCUCCUACCGGGAGCUCGUCUUGCUUGCCUUGACUUGUAAGUCGAUGGCGAUCUUCAUCCUCAACGACCCCAUCUUCACCAUUGUUGCCAACGCCGAGGAGGCCAAGCACGCAGCUCUUGGGCAUUACGAGACUGUGCUCAACGCCUUCCCCUUCCGCCGCCGCUUGCCCUAUCGCCUGCCACACAGAUCCCUCCUAUGGUGCAGUCAUUUCACCUGUCCUUUUUUCUCCCGACGACUGAGGGAGUGGCAACGCAAAGUCAGGAAGUCAGUGCAGGAGUUGGGGCCAGAACACAAGGUCAUUGAACGGAGGGAGGAUAAACAUCGGCAGAAGGAUGGCAGCAACCCACAAAAGUCCUGA
Fonsecaea multimorphosa CBS 102226 is the source of this 522-nucleotide messenger RNA. RefSeq lists its product as uncharacterized. The transcript has 2 exons. Gene Ontology annotation, molecular function: protein binding. The coding region runs from base 1 to 522 and encodes 173 amino acids. The record is from RefSeq and is a predicted model, not a curated record. Lineage: Eukaryota; Fungi; Ascomycota; Eurotiomycetes; Chaetothyriales; Herpotrichiellaceae.